This is a messenger RNA of Ceraceosorus bombacis, 338 nucleotides long. Lineage: Eukaryota; Fungi; Basidiomycota; Exobasidiomycetes; Ceraceosorales; Ceraceosoraceae. The record is from the annotation of a GenBank genome assembly.
AUGGCCGUCGUGAAAGUGCGAGUGGUCUGCUUGAGCGCAGCAGUUGGAAUAUCGAGGUGCGUCGAGGCGUGCACUGGUGACUGGUGUGCUCGACGCGGACCGUGCGCCCUUGCCGUACUCACGUGGACCUGUCGGAUUCUUCUCGAGCUAGACGCACAACUCCACGCAUCACGUCUUCUUUUUUUGUUGUUGUCUUGGGCGAGGCUUGGCUGCGCAAGAAACCGCCUUUUCUUUUGGCUGCUUGGACCUCGAUCGCUAUGAGGCCAUCUCCAAAUCACAACACCUCCCUCCAUCAACCCUCAUCGUCCGCUAACCUUUACACUCACGACUCGACAUGA